Molecule: messenger RNA, 1812 nt
Organism: Pelagomonas calceolata
Lineage: Eukaryota; Pelagophyceae; Pelagomonadales; Pelagomonadaceae
Source: the annotation of a GenBank genome assembly
CGGGGCAACCACAUAUUGCCAGGGAGCAUCAGUCGCAGCGCAGAGCCGAAAUUCACAUUGCUCCCAAACCGGCCAGCUUGCGCUGCAUCAAACUAAGCGCUAACGCGCGCUCCCGAAAUUGCGGCGACGGUCUUCUUCCCUUCCUCGGGCAUUGCAACCGCCUGAGGAAGAGGACGAGGAUGCUCACAGCAGUCGCAGUGGCUGGCACGACUCCGCCGACGCAAAUUCUUCGCAUAAACUUACACAGGACCUCCCCGCCGCAGGUCGCGGAAAGACGCCGAAGUAGACUUUAGGUAGCAGGCGUCGCAGGUCGCCGCUCGUAGUGGACUUUAAGCAGCAGGGGAGGCCGCACGAACCCCACAGCCAAGAUGGCGGACGCGCCACCAAUCACGAUGCGCAUGCAGGCCUGGGUCUACUUCGUGACCUGGAUCCAGUACGCCGCGAAUCACAUCACGCGGAAGUGUUAUACUAAUGUGAAGAACGUCAUGAUCAAGUUAGGGCUCUCAAAAAUGGUCCUGGGGCGCAUGGACGCGGGCUUCAUGUUCACGUAUGCGUUUGGCGCGCCGCUCGCCGGCCAGCUCGGCGACAUGUAUGAUCCGAGCAUGGUGCUAGGCGUCGGACUCUACGGCUCCGCCGCGUGCAUCUUCAUGCUCAUUUUUGGGAUGUGGAACCACCUGGGGGAAGCGGGACCGUUCAUCGCGAACACGUACUUCCUGGGCGUCUACCUCGUGUUCGGCUUCUUCCAGGCGAUCGGAGGCCCCGUCGGCACGGCUAUCAUGGGCAACUGGAUGGUCACGCCGGAGGCCCGGAGGAACCGCGGUCUGAUCUACGGGACCUGGACGACGCACCAGUACCUCGGGAACAUCAUCGCCCCAGUGAUUAUCGUGUUGUGCAACAUUUCGCAUGCCAAGUGGUGGUGGGGCCUCAUGUGGCCCGUCUUCAUCAACGCGGGCUGGGGCUUGGUGUGCCAUUUCGCCUUGCCCGCUACUCCGGAGGCGCAUGCGCGGAAAGAGGCCGCGGAAAAAGCCGCCCUCACUGGUACUACUCUCAAUACAGUGCCCGAGGAGCCCGCCAAGCGCGGCAUCACGAUCAAGGAGGCCCUGCAGAUCCCGUCGGUGGCGGGCUACUGCGUCGCCUUCGGGUUCAUGAAGACGAUCAACUACGUGUUGUUCUUCUGGCUGCCCCUCUUCCUGCAGACGCACUUCGAGCCGGACACGGCGAACAUGAUUAGUACGUUGUACGACUUCGGGAUGAUGCCGGGCGGGAUCAUUGUUGGUGUGGUUUCUGAUGCCAUGGGUGGUAGAAGAGGCUGCGUCAUCGUCGUAUUUUUAUUAAUACUAUGCCCGUUAUUGAUGAUCAUGGCGCUGUUCGCGGACACGCUGAACACCUUCACGUUGAUGGUCAUGCUGGCCUGCAUGGGUAUCCUCAUUGGCGGGCCGAACAACAUCGUGACGUCAGCUGUGGCCGCUGAUCUCGCGGAGCACCCGUCCAUCAGAGGGUCGAAGUCGGCCCUGGGUACCGUCGUCGGUUUGAUUAACGGCUCGGGGUCGUUUGUCGCGGCCAUGGGCCAGAUGGCCGUCCCGGUCAUCACGGACGCGUUGGGCUGGAGCGCGCUCUGGUACUUCAUGCUCUGCUCGACGGUCAUCUCGUGCCUGCUGAUGAUCCCGAAGAUCAAGCAGGAGCUGGCCGGCGAGGAGGCCGCGCCGGCGCCGCCCAAGUCGUCGGGCGGCUACGCGACGAUCAGCACGGCCGAGCAGAAGGCCUAGACCUAUCCCUAUCCCCUCCCUCCCCCUUAACCACAUAGUAUCGAUA